AUGCAGAAGGUCGAAGAUUUCCACCUGGACCGGGGCGAGCAGGCCAAGGAGCAGGUGUAUUUCAAGAGCAUCCUUAGAGCGUUCGAUGGCUACCUGCCUUUCUCGCUCUCGCAGAACAAUGCCCGACGAAAGUCGUACUACAGCCUGCCGAGAGCGCAUCAGCAGCUGCUCACACAUCUUGGGUCGCCCCUUCCCCUCCCGCAACUUGACGGUGGUGGAGGCGAGGAAGAAGCCGGCAACCGCGCUGACGGGGUGCCGGGCAGGCCAGAGGCAUUCCAAGGCUUGCGUGGCGUGAAAGCGCGGCUGGAAGAGAUCGACGACCGGAUACGCCGGAACGCAGAUGUGCUGCAUCUCAUCGUGCAGGAUGCACGUGACUUCAUGGGCGAUGAAGAUGGAGACGCCUCGGGCGCACAUCUGCACUUGCGCACACAUCCGAAUACGCACGCAAACGGCCCGCCUCCGAAGUCGGUGUCGGGGGGCACGCGACGCAAGCGCAAGCGCAUACCGGCACAGGACCUGGAUAAGGUCCGCAGUACGCUCAAGCAAUUUGUCCGUGAUUGGAGCGAAUGCGGGCGCGCUGAGCGCGACGCGGCGUACCAGCCGAUCCUCGAUGCGCUCGAGCGGUACCUUCCGCAGCUUUACGCCCGGCUUCCGCAGGCAGGGCGUCCACUGGAGGACACACAGCAGCGGCAGGUGCACGCCGAUUUGCGCGUCCUCGUCCCCGGCGCUGGUCUCGGUCGCCUGGCAUUCGAGAUCGCAAAGCGCGGCUUCUCAUGCCAGGGCAACGAAUUCAGCUUCUUCAUGCUCGUCGCAUCGCAUUUCAUCCUGAACAACACCAGCCGCGUCAACGAGCACACCCUCUACCCAUACAUCCAUUCGGCGUCCAACUGGCGCACGGCGCGCGACAUGCUUGCGCCUAUCUACAUCCCCGAUGUCCUGCCCAACACGCUGCCGUCCCAGGUCGACUUUAGCAUGGUGGCUGGUGAGUUCGUAGAGGUGUAUUCAAAGAGCGAAGAGCGCGGCGCCUGGGACGCCGUCGCGACAUGCUACUUUAUCGACACGGCGCGCAACAUCAUGCGAUACCUUGAGACGCUCAACCAUAUCCUACCGCUUGGCGGCCUGUGGGUCAACGUCGGGCCUCUGCUGUGGCACUACGAAAACGGCGGCGACCUCAGCAUCGAACUGACGCUCGAGGAGGUGCUGGGCCUCCUGCCCAAGAUGGGGUUCGAGGUCGUCGAAAGGCGCAGCUUGCCGCCGCAGAUGUACACGGGCAACGCAGCAGGUAUGCUCACGUACGAGUACCAUCCAGAAUUCUGGAUCGCCAGAAAGGUGAUGAAUGUCGAACCGAGCGGCUCAGUGUAG
Molecule: messenger RNA, 1362 nt
Organism: Tilletiaria anomala UBC 951
Lineage: Eukaryota; Fungi; Basidiomycota; Exobasidiomycetes; Georgefischeriales; Tilletiariaceae
Product: N2227-domain-containing protein
Exons: 3
Coding region: 1-1362 (453 amino acids)
Molecular function (GO): S-adenosylmethionine-dependent methyltransferase activity
Source: RefSeq, a predicted model, not a curated record